This is a messenger RNA of Knipowitschia caucasica, 417 nucleotides long. NCBI's taxonomy places the organism in Eukaryota, Metazoa, Chordata, Actinopteri, Gobiiformes, Gobiidae. The record is from the annotation of a GenBank genome assembly.
AUGUCUAGAACAUUAAAGAAGAAGAAACACUGGUCCAGUAAAGUGGUGGAGUGCGCAGUGUCGUGGGGGAACCUAGGGGACUUCGGCACCGUGGUGGAGAUUCUUGGGGGAGCUGAGGUGGGACAGUUCCCGUACCUGGGUCAGAUGAAGCUGGACGUGCUGGUGUGUCACGUCGGGAAGCUGCCCUACUAUGGGGACGUGCUGCUGGAGGUGAACGGGACACCGGUGAGUGGACUUACAAACCGAGACACCCUGGCUGUCGUCCGCCACUUCAGAGAGCCAGUGCGCCUCAAGACCGUCAAACCUGUUCUCGGAUCAGCUUCUGUGGACGCAUCUUGGCUCCGCUAUCGGAUUAAACUGCGCUCAGUGUUGGGUACCGACGUGCUGCUGGAUGUGUCCAUUGGCGAAAAGCGUUGA